Messenger RNA from Medioppia subpectinata, 1035 nucleotides. NCBI's taxonomy places the organism in Eukaryota, Metazoa, Arthropoda, Arachnida, Sarcoptiformes, Oppiidae. The record is from the annotation of a GenBank genome assembly.
AUGGUCAGGGAGGACAAGACAUCGUGGAAAGCCAGCUAUUUCCUCAAAUUGACUGUAAGUAUCACCGCAUCUGUUCCCACACCACCACCACUACCAGAACCCUAUCAACUAACGACACACUUCCUCCCCCUCUGCCGACAGCAACUUCUGGAUGAAUACCCGAAAUGCUUUAUCGUAGGCGUGGAUAAUGUCGGGUCCAAACAGAUGCAACAGAUCCGCCAAUCGUUGCGAAACGAUGCCGUCCUCCUGAUGGGCAAGAAUACGAUGAUCCGGAAGGCCAUCAGAGGACACCUCGAGAACAAUCCGGCGCUCGAGAAGCUGUUGCCGCACAUCAAGGCUAACGUCGGUUUCGUCUUCACGAACCUCGAGUUGGUUGACGUCAGGGAUAAGAUCCUCGAAAACAAAGUGAGCGCACCGGCGAAGGCCGGAGCCAUCGCUCCCGUCGACGUGUUUAUCGCCGCCCAAAACACCGGUUUGGGUCCCGAGAAGACCUCUUUCUUCCAGGCGCUGUCCAUUCCCACGAAGAUCGCGAAGGGAACCAUUGAGAUACUGAAUGAGAUCCAUUUGAUCAAAAAGGAGGACAAAGUGGGCGCUUCUGAGGCAACUCUGCUAAACAUGUUGAACGUCUCGCCGUUCACUUACGGCCUAAUCAUCCGUCAAGUGUACGAUUCGGGCACUGUUUUCGAUCCCGAGAUUCUGGACAUCACUCCGGAGGACUUGCGCGCCAAGUUCUUGGCCGGCGUUCGCAACGUCGCCGCCGUUUCGCUGGCCAUCGGUUACCCGACGGUGGCUUCGGUGCCGCACUCGAUCGUCAACGGACUGAAGAACUUGAUCGCUGUGGCCGUCGAGACCGACAUCGACUUGAAGGUCGCCGAACGCGCCAAAGAGUAUCUGAAAGACCCGUCGAAGUUCGCGGUGUCGGCCGCGCCCACAGCCGCCGCUCCCGCGAAGGGAGGCUCGCCUGCGAAGGAAGCAAAGAAGGAAGAGUCUGAGGAAGAAGAGGACGACGACAUGGGUUUCGGUCUUUUCGAUUAG